Molecule: messenger RNA, 3809 nt
Organism: Balaenoptera acutorostrata (minke whale)
Lineage: Eukaryota; Metazoa; Chordata; Mammalia; Artiodactyla; Balaenopteridae
Gene: XKR8
Product: XK related 8
Exons: 3
Coding region: 111-1310 (399 amino acids)
Biological process (GO): apoptotic process involved in development; engulfment of apoptotic cell; phosphatidylserine exposure on apoptotic cell surface
Cellular component (GO): plasma membrane
Source: RefSeq, a predicted model, not a curated record
GCUGUGCCCGCCUCCUUCCUGCCACUGCGACCCUGGGCUGGGAAGGCGACCCUGGGCCGGGAGGGCGGGUCCGAGCCCAGAAGAGAAAGAGGGGCAGAGGCUGGUGGGUCAUGCCCUGGUCGCCACGCGCCGCUCUCUUCUGGGACCUGGUCCUGGGCGUAUUGGGCACCCUCGCCUUCCUGAUCGACCUGGGCGCCGACCUGUGGGCCGCGAGCCAGUAUGCGCUCAGCGGUCGCUACCUGUGGGCCGCGCUAGUGCUGGCGCUGUUGGGCCUCGCCUCAGUCGCGCUGCAGCUCUUCAGCUGGGUCUGGCUGCGCGCCGACCUCUCCAGCCCGCACGCGCCGAAGCCCCCAGGCCACUGCCUGGCGCUGUUGCAUGUCCUGCAGCUGGGCUACCUGUACAGGUGCGUGCAGGGGCUGCGGCAGGGGCUGCUGGUGUGGCGGCAGGAGGUGCCCUCCGAGUUCGACUUGGCCUAUGCCGACUUCCUCUCCCUGGACAUCAGCAUGCUGCGGCUCUUUGAGACCUUCCUGGAGAUGACACCGCAGCUCACACUGGUGCUGGCCAUCAUGCUGCAGAGCGGCAGCGCCGAGUACUACCAGUGGCUCAGCAUCUGCACGUCCUUUGUGGGUAUCUCGUGGGCACUGCUUGACUACCACCGGGCCCUGCGCACCUGCCUCCCCUCCAAGCCCCUCCUGGGGCUGGGUGCCUCCGUGAUCUACUUCCUGUGGAACCUGCUGCUGCUGUGGCCCCGAGUCCUGGUCGUGGCCCUGUUCUCAGCCCUCUUCCCCCGCUAUGUGGCCCUGCACUUCUUGGGCCUGUGGCUGGUGCUGCUGUUCUGGGUCUGGCUUCAGGGCACGGACUUUAUGCCAGAUCCCUGCUCCGAGUGGCUGUACCGGGCGACGGUGGCCACCAUCCUUUAUUUCUCCUGGUUCAACGUGGCUGAGGGCCGCACCCGAGGCCGUGCUACCAUCCACCUGGCGUUCCUCCUGAACGAUAGCCUUCUGCUGGCGGUCGCCUGGGUGGCUCAGAGCGCCUGGCUGCCCAGCGGGUGCCUGCUGCAGAGGCUGCUGCCCGCGGCCGGCGCCUGCUUCCUCCUGGGGCUGGCUCUGCGGCUGGCCUACUACCGCUGGCUGCACCCCAGCUGCCGCUGGGGGCCUGACCAGUUGGACGGGACCUGGGGUCUGCGCUCCCUCGAGGGGCGUCAGCUGCCUCAGAACAGGCGCAUGGCCCAUUUGGCUAAGAACUUUUUCCCCAAAGGUAGGGAUGAGGCUGCUUUGCCGUGGAAGGGAGAGGUGAAUGGUGUCCUUUGAGGCAGGCUCAGACCCCGCCAGGGGACCGAAGGCCAGAUGGAAUCAGUUGGUAGAAUAUAGAAGAUAAGCUCCUGAUGCUGCUAUGGGCCUUGAUUCACUCAGCGAGCACUUGAUGCCUGAUCUGUGCCAGGCGCUGGAGACCAGAGUUGAGGAAGACAGAGGCCUGCCCUCAAGGAUGAGAACAAGAUGAGAAGGGCUGGGCCCUGGAGGGUCAAGGGCCCCAAUUAUGUAUGAAACACUUUGGGAGGAAAGAAGAGACCCCCUCCCUUCCCUUCCCCCCAAACAAGUAUAACCCCAAAGCAUCCCAGUGUUGGUAUUUUUACCUCCCUGGCUACCUCUAAAAUAAUUGGUGGAGCUGCUGUCCCACCCUUGGUUCCCCUCUCCCGGGCUGGAAGGCCCCAGGACCUCCAGGAUGUGUUCUCUGGAAUUCUUCCUCCCCUGCCCCACCCCAGUCAUUCAAUUCAUUCAGCAAAUGUUUACCGAGGGCCUUUUAUGUGUCAGAAGCAUCCUUCUAGCCUUGGCAGAUCAGCUGCCAUUCCAGCUUCAUCCCUUACCCUCUCCAGCUACUCCAGAGCAGGUUCUCAGGCUGGAAGCCAGGGAUGCCUGACUGCCUGUCAGCCCUGUCAGCCCCUCCAAGGCCUUAGUGCAGCUGGCCCGGCCUCUGCCCCUCUCUCAAGGGGUGACCUUUCAACCAAGUGCUUUGUGAACCCGUGGUCUGGGCCAUGGCUCAGCCCGUUGAGUAUGGUUUUGUGCUUCAGGCAGUGUACUUUCUACCUCAGUCUGUGUGGGUGGAAGAGGUGUGUGUAUCUGCGUCUCUGUAAGAGAGAGACGUGUGUUGUCUUUGUUGAACAGUAUUGUUAGAUUAUUAUUAAAACCUCAUGAAAUCCUCUAGCCUAGUUGUGUCAUUAAAUCCACCGCCAAGUUCAAAGCUGCCUGGAAAAAAGGGGUCAGGGACUCAAAGUCCUCCUCUCAAAGUAGGUAAAGGUCCUGGGACCAGAGAAGAGGGCUGGCUUAGGCGAGACUUCUUUUUUUUUAAAAUUAAUUAAUUAAUUUAUUUUUGGCUGUGUUGAGUCUUCGUUUCUGUGCGAGGGCUUUCUCUAGUUGCGGCGAGUGGGGGCCACUCUUCAUCGCGGUGCGCAGGCCUCUCACUAUCGCGGCCUCUCUUGUUGCGGAGCACAGGCUCCAGACGCGCAGGCUCAGUAGUUGUGGCUCACGGGCCUAGUCGCUCCGUGGCAUGUGGGAUCUUCCCAGACCAGGGCUCGAACCCGUGUCCCCUGCAUUGACAGGCAGAUUCUCAACCACUGCGCCACCAGGGAAGCCCCAAGGCGAGACUUCUUAACCUUGUUUUCUAAGCGUCAGGAGCUGGUGAGCCGGUGUGGUGUUGACCACUCAGGUGGGCAUCAGAACCCAGAUCUGGGCUAACUCUAGUGUGUGCUCUUAGCCGGCUCUGCUGCUGGGCCUGGCGGGAGUAGGUACACCUUUGGUAUCAGGAAGUGAAUACGCGAGUGCAGGUGAAGAAAGGUCUUUUUGCUGGGAGGUCGCUGGGAGGUCACUGGGAGCGAUGCAGUGAUGACAGGGGAUGUGGAUGUGGGCAGUGGUGUUGGGGAGGUCUGUGGUUUGGAGAAACAAGGAGCAGGGAAAGGGCACUGGAGACAGAAGGAAAGGUUCAUCACCACUGGGACGGGAUCCAGGAGAGUCUGUUAUUCAUUUAUUCAUCUAGUGGAGACACAAUAAACAGAAUAAGUGAAAGAAUAUAUCAGAUAGUGUUAAGUGCUAAAAGAAAAAUAAGGUAGGGAGCGUGCACGUGUGUUGUAGGUGGGAGUUACAAUCUUAUAUAGAAUGGCUGGGAAGGCCUCCCUGAGAAACUGAUGUACGCCCUAAAGGAGGUGAGGAUGGCAGCCACGCAGAUGUGCUUUAUUCCAGACACCAAGUCAGCAGUGACUGGAUGAAGGAGGGCUUGUAGCAGUUAUACUGGCCUGGAGCCAAGGCUGACACAGAGAUGAAGGUUGGGAGCAGGGAGGAACUCUGGGAAGAUGACGCUGGUGCUUUUUACAUACACAGAAUGGUAGAGGUAGAAAGGAUCUCCAGGAUCACUUAGUCCAAUGAUUUUCAGACUCUUGCAUUUCAUGAACCAGUAUAAUGGCCAACAUGGUUGCCAAGUUAAUUUUAAUGAAAAAGGGCAGUAAAAACUACCACCAUCUAUUAUCUUGUCUUAUGAAAGGACAUAUAACCUCAGAAAAAGGAUCAUUUUUUUAAUUGACUAUAAACACACAUUUGCACACACACAAAAGUGGAAUCAUUAUUUUUCUCAACUCAUAGGGAAUAUCGAGGGUUGAGACCUCAGAGAGCAGGCUUGGCCUUUAUAAAUCCCUGGGCUUAGUGUCCAACCUAGCCUCAAACAUAGCUUCUAAGGGGUUCACUAAAACAAAUACUUGCUCUCAACUAUACUUCAAUUAAAAAAAAACAAAACAGGGCUUCCCUGGUGGCGCAGUGGUUGAG